GCAGUGUACGUAGGAAUCGAAUGGUAGUUUGGAAUCGGAAGUUCAAUCUACAACUCCAUCUGACUUCAAUGGGACCGGCUCGAGGCCUUGUUCACAGCAGCAGUAGAAAGAGAGACAAUGGCUUAAUUAUCACGACAAUUAUUCGUAAUUAACCGUGGAUGCGGCUACACUGCCUCGCAUUGACCAAACAUUAAUGCAAUAGAUGAGCGGCGAAAGAGAAAGCAACCCCUUCUCGGACUCGCGUGCCUCCUUCGGCCUCCGGGACAUCUCGCCUGUGUUAUGGCCGGAGGCAAGGUUUGCCAGAACUGCGGCUGCAGUGACAUCGAGACAGACUCUGCUCGCGGAGAUGCUGUCUGCACGGCGUGUGGCUCGGUGCUUGAGGACAACAUCAUCGUGUCCGAGGUACAAUUCCAGGAGGGCGGUGGCGGAGCGUCGUCAGUCGUCGGGCAGUUCGUCUCAUCGGAAGGUCCAGGCAAAGCACCCUCAUUUGGCACGGGCCUCUACACUGGCCUUGGAAAAGAGUCUCGUGCACUUACGCUACAGAAUGGUCGGAGGCACAUAACCCAGCUGGGUAGCCAGCUGCAGCUGAAUCAACAUUGCCUGGACACGGCAUUCAACUUCUUCAAGAUGGCAGUGAGCAAGCGGCUUACGCGUGGUCGCAAGAUGACCCACGUGGUGGCAGCUUGCUUGUAUCUGGUGUGCCGCACAGAGAGCACACCACAUAUGUUGCUGGAUUUCAGUGACCUCUUACAAGUAAAUGUUUAUGUCCUUGGAAAAACAUUCCUUCUUUUGGCAAGAUCCCUGUGCAUCAAUGCCCCGGCGAUAGACCCUUGCCUGUACAUUCCGCGGUUUGCCCACAUGCUGGAGUUUGGAGACAAGACGCACGAGGUGUCCAUGACGGCCAUGCGCCUGGUCGCGCGAAUGAAGCGCGACUGGAUGCACACGGGACGCCGCCCCUCGGGCCUCUGCGGAGCUGCAUUGCUGGUCGCAUCACGCAUGCAUGACUUUAGACGGACCGUAAAGGAAGUAAUUCGAGUGGUGAAAGUGUGCGAGUCGACCUUAAGGAAAAGGCUCACGGAGUUUGAGGAUACGCCCACAAGCCAGCUGACGAUCGAUGAGUUCAUGCGCAUUGACCUGGAGGCGGAGUGCGACCCACCCUCGUUCAUCAGCGGCAAACGCAAGGCCAAAGUGCAGCAGAUGGACCUGGAAGUAUCAAAGCAAGAACUCGAUGAAUAUGAAGAGGAGAUCAGCUCUUUCCAGCAGGAGAUUGAGACCGAGCUUGAGUCACGAAGGCCCAAGCUGAGGGGACUUUAUGCCAGCUUGCUCAAGGAAGUGUGCAGCGACAGCAAGGACGACUUGAUGCCUGACCUCGAGGAGGACAAAGAGGGCGACGGCCAGGACGAGGACGAUCUCAUGCUGAUGGACGCCAACCUGCCGCUGGGCACGGACGACAUCGAGUCGGAGAUAAGCAGCGACCGCGAGCCCUCGGAGCCGCUGGGAGAUUCGCCGUGUCCACCGCGCAGCCCCGCGCUGUGGCGCUCGCCCGGCCUGGAGGUGGACAACAGCCUGCGUGCGGUGCUGGGGCCCUUGCCCACCGCUGCCAGCCUGGGCCUCAAGGAGUCCAUCGAGGAGUGCAUGGCCAUCAAUGAGGCAGAGCCACUUGCGGAGGAGGAAGAUGGGGACUUGGACCUCACCGACAUUGAUGACUUGGAAAUUGAAGCUUACCUUUUAAGCAAGCAAGAAAUUGACAUCAAAACAGAACUCUGGAUGAAAGAGAAUGCAGCAUUUCUCCAGGAACAACAAGAAAAAGCUGACAGAGAAGCCAAAGAAAGGGAACUUGGCAUAUACAAGGAGAAGAAGCCCAAGAAGUCGGGCAAGAGGCGAGAGCCGAUCCGGGCCAGCACGGCAGGAGAGGCCAUCGAGAAGAUGCUGGCCCAGAAGAGGAUCUCCAGCAAGAUCAACUACGAGGUGCUCAAGGACCUGAACAACAAGGGGGGCGGCUCGGGUGCUUCGACGCCGCGUCGCGAUGACACUGCGGCCACCACGGCUGUACCGGCAUCGCCGCGUCCCGAGUCCCGGGACCGCAUGAGGCUGACCUCGAUCAACUCCCUGGGCAAGAGGAUAAAGCCUCUAUUGUCAUCUCAGUCAGCCAAGAAAUUCGUCCUGGAUAAGACUGCCAGCGUGUGCAAAGAACCACCGGCCGUCCCAGCGCUGGGAGGAGUUCCUGCCCUGGCCCUGACGGAAGCCUCGGGUCCGACUUCGGCAAGAGGCGCGGAUCCAGACCACGUGGCGGUGGUGGUGGAGAGCGGGCCCGUUCGGUUCCAGGCCGACGAGGAGGCGGCGGCAGCGGAAGAGGAAGAGGAGGAUGAGGAGGACGAGCCGUGCGUCAGUGCGCUCGCGCUCAUGGGACAGGCUGACUACGGUUGCGAUGACGAUGAAGAAUUUGACGACGCCUACUGAAGAAGGAUGAAGAAUUAAUUUAUUUUCAAAUCACCACGUAGCGGACUUUUUUUUAUAAACCUAAGGAUGGCUCAAGCACCGACUUUGUCUCUACAAAGGAGUGCCUGCUUUGUUUUAAAAGCGAUGACGAUUCAUGAAUUUCCAUUUGAGAAGUGCCGUUUUGGAUUGAUAUACGCGGUGCAGUGAAAACGCUGCACAAGUUGUGCUCUUUACGUGUAUAAUUACAAUCAAAUAUUGUAAAGUGCAUCAAAACUACAAUACAUUUUUGUUUAAACCAUA
This is a messenger RNA of Petromyzon marinus (sea lamprey), 2739 nucleotides long. RefSeq names its product BRF1 general transcription factor IIIB subunit (gene BRF1). NCBI's taxonomy places the organism in Eukaryota, Metazoa, Chordata, Hyperoartia, Petromyzontiformes, Petromyzontidae. Gene Ontology annotation, biological process: transcription by RNA polymerase III; DNA-templated transcription initiation; transcription preinitiation complex assembly. Gene Ontology annotation, cellular component: nucleus; transcription factor TFIIIB complex; transcription preinitiation complex. The record is from RefSeq and is a predicted model, not a curated record. Gene Ontology annotation, molecular function: RNA polymerase III type 3 promoter sequence-specific DNA binding; RNA polymerase III general transcription initiation factor activity; TBP-class protein binding.